AAAAUAUCAUAGUAAGAAAAUCUCUUGCACGUUUUGAAACAGAAGAAAAUUUCAACUUCCAUGGCACUACAGAGACAUGUUCCAGUAUUAGUCCUACUGCUAUUUUUUUGGUCUAGCUCAUCGGAUGCAUAUCAAUUCGAACUUGGUGGCGUAGAUGAUUGGAUUGCUAACCCUCUUGAAUCGUUCGAUCAAUGGUCUCAACUAAUAAGAAUUCAAGUUAAUGACACUCUUUUGUUUAAGAAUAAGAAAGGAUCAGAUCUGGUGUUGGAGGUAAACGAAGAUGAUUAUGACAAGUGCAUUAUAGAACAUCCGAUCAAGAAAAUGGAAGAUGAAAACUCUGUUUUCGAAUUUCAUCGUUCAGGUAGUUUUUAUUUUGUUAGUGGUAAUAAGGAUAAGUGUAAAGAAGGACAAAAGUUUGUUAUUGUUGUUGCUGGUAUGAUGCUGCCUCCUUCAACUCCGGUACCGUCACUUGCUCCUGUUGGUUCUCACUUAUCUCCGAAGGCACAUGCACCAGAAAAGGCUCCAAUUGGGGUGUCACCUGGCCCUGUACCGGUGCAUGUUCCUCGGGGUACUAGUUCAGGCUCACCUCAAAUAAGUCAUUCACCAGGGGUGGCUCCAACGUUGGCCUCGCCUGGUUCUACUAGUUCUCACUUAUCUCCAGUUUCUAGUGCACCCGAAGAGGAUCCAAUAUUCGGGUUGUCACCUGCCCCUACAGAUUCUCACUCAUCUAGUACGGGCCAUGCACCUGGAAAGGCACCAACACCGGUGCAUGUGCCUCGAGGUACUAUUUCCGAUCCACCUCAAACAACACAUGCACCAGGGAUGGCUCCAACACUAGAGUCGUCCCAUGGGGUUCCAAGUGCUAGUACACAUCACUCUCCCAUAAAGGCUCCAACACCGUCAUCAUCCCAUGUGCCUUCCGGUUCCCAUUUAGCUCCAAUGGCUCUAUCACCAACUUUAGCUAAUGUGCCUUCGAGUAGUGGUUCACACCUAUCUCCUGAAACUCAUGCACCAGGAAACGCUCCAAGUGGUGCGUCACUUGCCCCUACUGGGUCCCACUUAUCUCCAACAACACAUGCACCCGAAAAGGCUCAAACACCUGCAUUAUCACAUAUGUCUCCAAGUCCAAGUUCACACCUAUCUCCAGCAGCUCAUGCACCAGCAAAGACUCCAACCGGGGCAUCACCUGUUCCUGCUGGUUCUCACCAAUCUCCAAUAGUUCAUGCUCCUGGUAAGGCGCCAACACCGGCAUCAUCAAAUGUGGAUCGAGGUAUUGGUUCCCACUCACCUUCCGUUAGCUAG
Messenger RNA from Solanum verrucosum, 1302 nucleotides. RefSeq names its product early nodulin-like protein 2. The transcript has 2 exons. Bases 61 to 1302 code for a protein of 413 amino acids. Gene Ontology annotation, cellular component: plasma membrane. Gene Ontology annotation, molecular function: electron transfer activity. The record is from RefSeq and is a predicted model, not a curated record. NCBI's taxonomy places the organism in Eukaryota, Viridiplantae, Streptophyta, Magnoliopsida, Solanales, Solanaceae.